This is a messenger RNA of Anolis sagrei ordinatus, 5090 nucleotides long. It is a transcript of the gene LCA5, whose product is annotated as lebercilin LCA5. The record is from RefSeq and is a predicted model, not a curated record. Gene Ontology annotation, cellular component: axoneme. Lineage: Eukaryota; Metazoa; Chordata; Lepidosauria; Squamata; Anolidae. Gene Ontology annotation, biological process: intraciliary transport.
GCGAGGGUUUGAGCAAAGCAAGCAGCCAAUGGGAGCGAGCCGGAGUGCCUCCUCCUCCUCCUCUUCCGCGCGCCCGCCCCCCUCUGCCCCGCGCGCGGCCCGCCCAUUUCCUCCUCCGCCCCGUUGCCUUGGCAUCUGUUGUCAAUAUCUCUCGCGGCGAAGUCGAGGCCGCUUUAAACGGAGACUCAGCAACCGUUUGGUUGAGGCAUCUCUGAAUGAUGGAGACUUCAUCACAGGGCUUUCUUGGCAAGAGUUUUCCCCAAAAGGUUGGCCACUACUGUCCUCUAAAACUAAGAGAAUGUGACUUCUCCCAGACAAAAAAGUGGGUAACAUACUAACAGGAACAAGCUAUUCUCCAGUUUUGAUCAACCAGCAUUGAGUGGACCUUUUUCUACCAUUCAGAGAUAGAAACAACAAUUCCGAAUGACAGCUGCAGAUUGCCAAAGUGAAGCCAGCUAUUCUUUUUCUGAAUGUGAAUGAAGAAUUGUUAAGCAGCCUGCAGUUCUAUCAGGAACUGCCCAAAACAUCCCCAGAAAAAAAUGAAUAUUCCUUGAGGAACAGCAUUUAACAUUAUUUUUAUUUACAAUGGGAGAGAGAGGAAGAAGUCUGGACACUGGACACGAUCAGAAACCAGACAGUGAUAAAAGCAGUGAUUCAUAUUAUUCUGAUGACGAUUCACCUUGUGCCUCUGAUCAUUCGCCAAUUAUUAGCACUCGGUCUACAAACACUAGAGAAAAAAGCAGUAAAGCAGAAAACUUGAAAAGCCUUGCACAUUACCAGGCCACCAAGCAGAUUGCCUCUAAAUAUGCCCCCAGCAAAAGAGGAAUUCGCUGGGGUUUCCGAUCCCAGAGCCUCAACAGGGACUCUCCUGCCAAAGACAUCAGCUUGGUAACCAAACGCGUGCUUUCUGCCAGGUUGAUGAAAAUUAACGAGCUUCGUAAUGAACUGACGGAACUGCAUGUCAAACUCGAUGACCUGCAGAAAGAAAAUAGGGCACUGAAGCGGCUUCAGUACCGACAUGAGAAAGCCCUCCAUAAGUUUGAAGACACCGAGAAUGAAAUCGCUCAACUCCUGGCACGGCAUAACGAGGACAUGCGAAUACUGAGGGAACGCUUGAGGAAAUCUCAAGAAAGGGAGCAGAUAACUGAGAGAAAGCUGAAGACUUCUGAGGAGGAGCUGUACAAGGUCAAAGGCACCUUGCAAAAACUGAGGAGGCUCGCAGAAGACCGGCACCUCCCCGAACGUGAUGAGCUGGCAAAGAAGUUAACUUUAGCAGAAAACAGACUAGAUGACAGCGAGAAGAGAAUUAAGGACUUGGAGAAGAACCUUGACCUUAGUAACAGUAGUUUCCAGAGACAGUUACAUUCUGAAAAAAAGAAAUUAUGUGAAGCACAGGAAGAAAAUAAAGUUUUUCAAGAGGAGGUUCAACGACUGAAUCAAAAACUGAAGGAGAAGGAAAAAGAACUUGAAGCAAGAAAUAUAUAUGCUAAUCGAAUGUUGAAACCGUCACCUAAAAAAGAUGCUGAUACCACACCAAAUAAAAAAGUUGUUAAGAAGAACAACAAAAGAGAAGCCCAGAUAACAAAGGGAGUGCAGACUUCUGGCUUCUUAUCCCCAGUAGAUUUUCCUUUGCCCCCAGACUUCAUUUCUGAUGAAAUGCCAGAGGAAAAGGAGGAUUCACUCAAAAUGGAUCCAGUAAUAAACAAAGACUGCAAUGAACAAGCAGAAGAUUUCCAGGAGGAAGAGAGCAGAGAAAGAGAAGAGAGAUGGAAAAGUGACCAAGAAAUACAGUCUUUAGAAGAAAGAGCCAAGAAACUGAGAGAUGAAUGGGAAAAAGAAGAAGUGGAGAGAAGGAAGAAAGAAAACAGUCUUAUUCUAGAAAAAGAAGAACGGCCAAAGAUUGAAGCAGUAAUAUUUAAUCAGGAAAAUAGAACACAAAGUAGUGAAAGAACAGAAGAGGAAAGACGAAAGGAGAUUCUGCUGGCUAAGAUGUAUGAAAUUGACCGAGAAACCCAAGUCAAUAUGAAGGUCACUUCCCAAGAGCAUACCACAAAUUCAUUAACUACACCUUACUCCUUGGAAAAAAGUAACAGGUCGUACCAGAUUUCAGAGACAACAGAGAAAUUUCUCAAUGGUUUUCCAGAAUAUGACCAACGUAAUAAAAUCACAAAAGGGGAAAGCCAGAGACUGCAGAAUACAGAAACUACAUAUACUGAUUUGACAUUUGGUAGCUAUGUACCUUCCUUUGGGAAAACGUCAGGAAGGCCAAGUUGGCUCAAUCAGAAAAGUGACUUCCUAGAUGACCUCCCCAAGGAGAAUGUAGGGCUUGAUGUGAAGAAAGAGAGGAAGUCUAAUUUAAUGGAGCAACUCUUUGGAAGCAGUGCCAAUACUGUUGGUUCACCAAAGAUAAAUGAUUUGGACCUUUUCCGACAAGAUAGCCACACAGACAAUAGCUCUCAGGAUAAACGCCCCACAGUCAGAGCAAAAGAUGAUGCCAAUCUUUUCUUUGGCGAAGGAAAGAGCUUGAACCCCAAACGGCACCGACUGCAGCAUGCAGCAAGUAAGCCAGCAGUUAAGGCUCUUGAUUAUUUAGAAGAUGAAAUUGAAGAAGUUUUGUUGCAAUGAUUGUAGUGUGUGAAACUCCAGAUGUGCAAUGAAUAUUUUAUAUGCUAUUUAUAGUUUUACUAUCUUUUCAGAUAUUGUUAUAUGCCUGAACUGACUGACAUAUGUGCAGAAAGAUUAGGAUAUUUAGCCUGGGUAGUGGAGCUCCUUCUAUGGUGUCCUAAGAGAUUAAAAGUGGUGGCCUCCUUAAUAUAAUUUAUUAUGUUUUGCCUCAAAUACCCAAGGACCUUCCAGGACUGUUUUCUAAAUGGUUUCUUGUGUGGUCCUUUGGAAGUUGUGGACUGUAAUGCCCAUCAACCCUAGUCAGCACAGAAGGCGGUGAGAGAUUAUGGAAGCUCUGGUGCAGCAAGGGCUUCAAAUUGGUCACCUUGAAGGCAAGACAAAAAGCCUCAGUGGUAUUUUCGUCUUUCUAUGGAAAAAGCACCCUUUUUCCCUUAGUUAUAUAUGGGAUACUUUUGUCUAGCUGACAAAAAUAUGACUGUAGAGGAAAAACUGUCCUUGUAUCCUUAUUCUUCCUCUUAUCAACAUGUUGAUCUAAUUUUGCAUAGCAAAUCCCAUUUCUUUCUUUGGAAUAUCACUACAUAAGCAGCUACAGUUUCCGCAGACAUCCGUAUGAGCACUCCAUUCAGUAGAACAAAUGCAAAUCUGUAUGGAGGGCACAUAAUUAUGUAUGUUGUGAGGAUUUUGAUAAUUUUAUAUUCUGUUAUCACAUACUUUCUGUUGGAAUGUUUGACAAAAAACCUUUUAAGACCAAACCAAAAAGUUAUGUAAGAUGACUUAGAAUUUUUCUUAAUUUAUGGUUAGACACAAAGCAGCUAUACCAUAGCAAUCCCAUUUCAUAGCCUACUCUGCAAUAAAUAUGGUGUGAAUUACAAUCUGGAGUAGCAUCUACUUAGUGUUAUGAAAUGCUUCAACACAACCUUGGACAAAUACUCCUGAUGAAUUGUAACCAAUGUCUAUUACUGAAAGCAAAUGUUAAAACUAAAUUAUAAAGGUAAGGGCAUUGCUGGCUAUUAAAUAUGCUGGCAAACUCAGUAAUAUCGGAGCAAAUACAUUUGUUAAAUGCUUCCCUCCUAAUUUCUCCUUUCAAAAACUCAUUGUAGAAUAUUUAAUACAUUACUGAAAGCAUUGCAUAAUAUGUGUGAAAGCCUAGGAUUGGUAACUUAGUGCAAUUCAUGGCCCCAUAGUUUUAAAUUCAGUUUUGGAGAAGUAUAAAAUCAUUUCAUGUGGAAUCUUUUUUUAUUUGAAAAUAUUUAAACAUAUUAAGCCAAGGAAUUAGUAUAGUUCUGCUUGUACAGUUUAUUUUGACUACAGACUACCAAUGAUAAAGAGUCCUACAAUUUCCACACUGGUGUUAAGUGUGGAACACCUUUGCCAUGAAGAAUUUAAUAGCUGUUGCUGUCUUGGAGACUUCAGGAUGGGAAUAGGUAAUGUAUCCUUCUCUGGAUAUUGUUGGACUGCAUCUCCCAGCAGUGCUAGCCAGAGUAGAUGGGGAGAAUUAUGAGAACUGCAAUCCCAAACACCUGGAGGAUGAUAUUCCUAUUUAAUGGAUAGUAAGCAGAAUAUUGUAGUCUCUGGUAGGAGGUUACAGAAAUCAGAACUGGAUGCCAUGCCCAUUGCUCACUCCCACCUCAAUGAUUUCAGCAACUUUGCAGAGAAGGAAAUUAGAAGAUAUUGUUCCACAUUGGCAUCUUGAGGAUUAAGGAAAUGGGAUGGAAACUCUUAGAGCAGAUUCAAGGAACAGCGAGGAAAUGACAGGUCUUUCCAUUUGCAUCAAGAUUGUCAAGCUGUCUAACCGCCAUAUUAAUGUUAUCUAGAACAAGCUUAAUUGUGAGAUGCCAUCUUUGCUUGAAACAGACUAUUUCAAAGUACGCUUUAGUUUUGCCAAUUUCCCAAAUCACUAAUUUAGCUUCAAUUUAAAACCCAUGGGGCGAAAGCCCUUGAGAAGUAUUCCCUGUAACACAUUCACAACACAAAAGUCUAGUGUGGGGGUUCAGUUUUAUUCUUCUAUUCAGUACGUAACAUGUAUGGAUUUUGUUUUUCAUGACCAUAUUAAGGCUUCCAAUCUGAAGCUUUAAACUUUUGUAGACAGAGACCUCCAGUUCCAUCUUGCAAACAGAUAACUAUAAUAUUUAGUGAGCAUCUCACUACAGGAUCCUAGCCACUAGUCAGUACUUCUUUACACAAAUGUCCUUGCACUUCUUAUGCAAAAAUAAAGAUGUUCUCUUGUAAUAUAAAGCAAAUUAUUUUAUGACUAAGAAGAAAAUAGUGUGUCAUUAAAAAUAAUUAUUUUAGGGCAAUUCCUGUAGUGACUCUGUAGUCUGUUACCACCUGUACUGAUUCAAAAAUAUAUUUAUUAUGUAUUGUUAAUUUGUUUUUAUAACUUUAUAUUUUAUGUAAAAGUUCUAUCUGAUGAAUGGUUGUUGUUGUUUUUUAACAAAAUGAUUUCUAUUAAAAUAUUUCUGUGA